AUGUUAAAUUCAAAUAAUGAGGCGCUUCUCAAACAGGUCAAUAAAAACCAAACUCUCCUCAUCCAAAAAUUAUAAGAAGACAUCCAAGUCCUUAAUGAAGAAAUAGAAGCGUCGAAUCAAUAAAUUGACACUCUCAGAUCCGAACAUCAUCUAGCCUUGUCUCAGCAAUUAUCCCUCAUCGAAGAUCUUAGAAAUGAAUCUUAGAACUAUCAACAACAAAAUAUGGAACUCCAAACCAAAUUCACUUAAUCUGUCUUGCAAAACCAAUUGCUUCAAACCAAGUAUGACAAAAAGAACAAAUAAUAUAAAGAUUAAAUCAUAGAACUCAAGCAACAAAUCAAAUUGAUUCAUCUCAAAAAUUAAGAUUAUCAAAGGGAAAUUAUAGACCUGCGUAAAUCCUUAGAUGUCAAAAAACUUGAACUUUCCAAAUUCAAUGACAACUCCUCAAUAUUAAACGAAUAAAACAAUCAGCUUAAGGCUAAUUUGGAUCUGCAAAAAGUUGAUUAUGAAAAUAAAAUCGAGCAAAUCCAAAACCUAAUCCAAGAUAAAGACGAAGAAAUCACUCUCAUCUUAAAUGAUAACAAAUUAUUAAACAAAACCAAUCUAGAAUUAAUAGAAGCAAAUGCUAAUCAAUCCCAGACUCUUCAAUCUUAGAUCAACACACUAGAGUAACACAACCAAACCCUUCAAAUUCAAUUAUCUGAUCUCCUCAAUGAAAACAACCUCCUAAAAUAAUAAUUCCAAUAGCAAACCUAGGAAAUGCAAGUCAUACCCUCCUCAAUAUAGUUGCAAUCAGCUGCUGAAUCUCAAUAAGAAAUGGUAUAAUUACAAAAUUCCAAUUUGCUGAAUCAGAGUAACUAACUGGAGAUUAUAUUAUAAUAGAAAGAAAGUGAGAUUUCAUCCUUUUAAUAACUUAUUCAAGAGCAAAAGGAUAAAUUAACACUAAUAUAAUAAUAGUAUUAAGAUCUAGAAUUCUUACAUCUUUAUGAAGCCCAAAUUAUCGAAAAGAACAAUUAAGAAUUACUAAAUUAAAUCGAUAAUUUACAAUAAUAGAUAUCUAAUCUUACAUCCGAAUUGAAAGAUUCUGAAGUUAAACAUAUUUAAGUUAAACAAAUGUAAGAGACGACUAUAUCGAAACUCAAUCAUGAUGUUCGAUUAUUGGAAUAAAAAAAUGAAGACUUGAUUUUGCAUAAUAACAAACUUAUCAAUGAAAUCAAGUAAAAUGAAUUAAACCAAUAGAAAGAAUCUACUAUUAUUUGUUAGAAAAAUUCAGAAUUUGAAAUCUAACUUCUAGAAUCACAACAUUAAAUAGAAGAUCUAAAAUAAGAAAAACAAAAAUAAGUACAUGUUGUUGAAAUGUUGAAUCGUUAAUUAUAAGUUCAAGUACAAGCACAAUCUAAAUUAGAGGAAGAUAUAACUAAGUAUUAAAACUUUCUCAUAUCCCACGACAAAUAAUUAGAAGCCAUCACUUCUAAUGAAAGUUCUGAUUCUAGUGAUUCAAGUGAAGAACCAGUUACUGAAAAAUCACAACAAUUGAAUUUUGAUGCGCUUUGUAAUAAAUUAACAGAAAAAAUUCGAUUAAUCUAACUAAGAUUAGAAAUUUAUGAAAAAUAAAUUAAGCAAUACAAGUAAGAACUUCAUUCUAAAACUACCGAAAUUUAAAAGCUCUUUAGUGAAAAUUCUGAAUCCAAUUUAAAAGUAUAAAGGUUAUCUUAAAUUCAACCUAAACUAGAGAAUUAACUUGAAAAUUAGGAGGAAUCUUUAAAAUAAAAAGAUCAAACUAUUGAAAAUCUAACAUUAUAAAACACAAAGCUAUAAAUUUAGUUUAAAGAAAUUGAAGAAUCAAAGUUAGAACUUGAAAAUUAAAUAAAACUACUUCAAGAAGAUUAACAAAGCCAAUCAUUAGAUUUCUAAAACUAAAUUCUAGCUCAAGCUAAAUCAUAAGAUUUAAAGAUUGAAGAAUUAACAAGGAUAAAUAAUAACUUUGAAAUUCAAUUGAUUGAAAGUGAGAACAAACUCAAACAAUUGUAGAUAGAAAAUGAAUCCUUGAAUCUAAAAAUUGCGUCAUCAGAUAUAGAACUUUCUAAUUUAUAAAAUCAACUUUAACUUGAACUUGUUAUCAAAAAUGAUUUAUAAAGUAAUUUAAAUUCUAUUAAAGAAGAAUAAAUUUAAAAUUUCAAUUUAAGUAAUGGUGAAACAACAGAAGUUUCAGUCUUCGAUCAAGUAUUUCCAAACAUCAAUUAUUAAAUGGUAUUAUUUACAGAGGAAUUGACAGAAAAGAUAAAGAAUAACUUAUAAAUCAAGAUGGAUAGUUUAGAUAAAAAUCUUUUAAGAAUUAUUAACAAAUAUUAAAAACUAUUAGAGAAGGUAUAAAAGAAUUAUCAUAAUAUUUAAAAUUUAUAUGAACUAAGUUAAUAGACCUUAAUUUAAUAGGAAAGUGCAUAUUAAGAUUAAAAGGAAAAAUUAUCAAAUUAAAUUAACACCUUGUAGGAAGAAAUCAAUUCAAAAAACAGUCAUAUUCAUUAAUUAGAAGAUUAAUAGAAGAAACUAUUGCUUGAUUUAUCUAACAUAGAGUAGCAAAAUUAAGAUAAAUAGAUUAUAAUUAAUCAAUAAUAACUAAAAUUAGAUGAAAUUCAUAAAACAAAAAUAGUUGAACUAGAAAAAAUAGUUACUAAUUAGCAAUCAGAGUUGGAGUAGAUUCUAACAAAGAGUAAUUAAUUAGAAUAAUAAGUAUAAGAUCAAAAAAGUUAAAUCCAUUCAAAAUAAAAUAGAAUAAAUGAAUUAAAAUAAGAAUUGAAUCAUUUAAAAAAUGAUUAGACUGGGGUGUAAAUCGAUUAAUUGAAAUUUUAAUAGCAAUAAAAUCAGAUAUUAGAACUCAUUUCCAAUAAUACAAAUUUAACUCAAUAAAAUUUAGAUAUAUAACGCAGAUUAAAAUAAGUAGAAGAUUCCAAUCAAGCUUUAUAAGAUAAAAUAAAUCAAUUAACUAAAUAAGGAGCUAGCUAAAAGGAAAUAAUUAACUAAUUACAAUAAUAAAAUCAAUCAGAAGUUAAAUAAAGUCUGGCCUUAAUGUAACAAAUGGAUCCUUUAUAAAAGUAGAUAGACUUUUUAACACGAGAAAAUCGAAAACUAUAAUAAUCAAACACUGAUUUUGAAAAAGCCUAUGGAAAAUUACCUAUUUAUGGAAGUCCUAGCCCUAAAAAAGUUUAAAAUAAUGAUUAAAUUAAAAAAUUAGAAGAUGAAUUGUAGCAGAUUUAAUUGAGAUUCUAAAAAGAAAUGGGAGAAAAGGAUAAAGAAAUAAAUCAUAUUUCUAUCUAGUAUGAAUUUUAAUUGCAAUAAUAGAAGGAUUUAAAUUAGGAUGAAAUUAAUAAGCUAGAACAAAAUUGUAUAACUUUUAGCAACGAAUUAAAGCAAUAGUAAAUUUUGAACAAUAAACUAUUGGAAGAAAAUGGCAAAGUAGAAAGAGAAAAGUUAUAAUUAAUUGAAAAGGUUGAGAAAUUGACAUAAUAACUGAAUGAAUGCAGCCAAAAUUAAUAAAUGUUUGCCUAAUAAGAAAGCGAGUUGAAAAGAUUUAUUGUGCUUCACUAAUAAGCACUAGAUGAAAACUAAAAAUUAUAGAAGCUUUUUAUCAAUUUAGAAGAGGAAAAUAAAAAUUUAAAAUAAUAACAAAGUUUAUUAAGCACAUAGUUAGAAUAAUAAUAUAAUGAAUUUCAGUCUGAGGUAAAGUAAUAAAAGGGAAAUUAUGUUGAAUAAGAACAUUUGCAUUUAGAAUAAAUAAAAACGUUGGAGCAGAAAUUAUGUGAGAUUAAUGGUGAAUUACAAAAUAAUCAGAUGUAAUUUAAUAACACAAAUGAGAGUUAUGAAAAAGUAAUUGCUGAUAAGAAUGAAUAAUUAUAAAAUUCUAAGAAGGACAUUUAAGAUUUAUAAAAAUAAAUAAAUAAUUCAUUGGACUAAAUUAAUCAAUUUAAGAAUUUAAUUGAAGAAAAGGAAUAGUAAAUAUAAAAUUGUAUUAAUGAAUCAAAACAAAUUGAAGUUGAUUAUAAAAAUAAAUAAUAAAGUCUUUAACAAUAAAUUGAUGAUUAGUAAGAAUAAUUAUAGAAUUCAAAGAAUAAUGUCUUGGAUUUAUAACAAUAAAUAGCAAAUUAAGAUGUUUAAAUUAGCUAAUAAAAGAAUGUGAUUCAGUAAAAGGAAUAGCUUAUAUCAAAUAAAAUAAAUUAAUCUAAAGAUUUAAAUUUAGAAUUAUAGAAUAAAUUAGAAAAACUUUAAUAAUUAAUUGAUGAUCUCAACUUAAAAUUAAAGAAUUCUUAAGAUAAUACCUUAGAUCUACAAUAAUAAAUAAAUCUUUAAGAAGAUUAGAUUAAUAAAUAAAAAAAUAUAAUUGAAGAAAAGGAAAAGUAAUUAUAAGCCAAAAUUAAUGAAUCAAAACAGAUAGAAAUUAAUAAUAUUAAUAAAUAAUAAAGUCUAUAAAAAUAAAUUGAUGAUUAGCAAGAAUAAUUAUAGAAUUCAAAGAAUAUUGUCUUGGAUUUAUAAAAACAAAUAGCAAAUUAAGAAAUUUAAAUUAAUUAAUAAAAGAAUGUGAUUCAGUAGAAGGAAUAGCUUAUAUCAAUUAAAAUAAAUUAAUCUAAUGAUUUAAAUUUAGAAUUAUAGAAUAAAUUAGAAAAUCUUUAAUAGUUAAUUGAUGAUCUCAACUUAUAAUUAAAGAAUUCUUUAGAUAAUAACUUAGAUCUAUAAUAAUAACUAAAUCUUUAAUAAGAUUAGAUUAACAAAUAUAAGAAUAUAAUAGAAGAAAAGGAAAAGGAAAUAUAAGCUAAAAUUAAUGAAUCAAAACAAAUUGAAGUUGAUUAUAUUAAUAAAUAAUAUAGUCUUUAAAAAUAAAUCGAUGAUUAGUAAGAAUAAUUAUAGAAUUCAAAGAAUAAUAUCUUGGAUUUAUAAAAAUAAGUAGCAAAUUAGGAUGUUUAAAUUAAUUAAUAAAAUAAUGUGAUCUAGUAAAAGGAGGAGCUUAUGUAAAUUAAGCUAAAUUAAUCAAAUGAUCUGAAUUUAUAAUUAUAGAAUAAAUUAGAAAAUCUUUAAUAAUUAAUUGAUGAUCUAAACUCAUAAUUAUAGACUUCUAAAAACAAUAACUAAAAUUUACAAUAAUUAAAAAAAUUAUAAGAGGAUUAAAUGAAUCAAUAUAAGAAUUUAAUAGAAGAAAAAGAAAAUUAAUUGUAAAUUUAGAUUAAUGAAUAAUAAAAGAUCGAAAUUGAUAAUAAGAAUACAAUAGAAAAUCUUUAAAAAUUGUAAAUUUCUAUUAAUAAUCUCUAAGAUCUCUAGAAAUUAACUAGAAGUUAGGAAGAUUAGAUAAAACAAUAUAAAAAUCUAAUAGAUUAAAAGGAAACGGAGAUAUAAAGUAAUAUUAAAGAAUCUAAAAAUUUAGAAAUUGAUUAUAAUAAUAAAUAACAAAGCCUUUAAAAAUAAAUUGCUGAUUCUACUGAAUAAUUGUAAAAUGCUAAAAAUACAAUCUAAGAUUUAUAAAAAUAAAUAGCAAAUUAAGAAAUUCAAAUUAAUUAGUAAGAAAAAGUGAUACACUAAAAAGAAGAACUUAUAUCGCUAAAAAUAAAUUAAUCAAAUAAUCUUAAUUUAGAAUUAUAGAAUAAAUAAGAACAUCUUUAAGAAAUAAUUGAUGAUCUAAGCUUAUAAUUAAAGAAUUCUUAAGAUAAUACCUUAGCUCUACAAUAAUAAAUAAAACUUAAAGAAGAUUAGAUUUACAAAUAUUAGAACAUAAUAGAAGAAAAGGAAAAGUAAUUAUAAGCAAAAAUUAAUGAAUCAAAACAGAUGGAAAUUAAUAAUAUUAAUAAAUAAUAAAGUCUUUAACAAUAAAUUGAUGAUUAGCAAGAAUAAUUAUAGAAUUCAAAGUGUAAUAUCUUGGAUUUAUAAAAAUAAGUAGCAAAUUAAGAUGUUUAAAUUAGCUAAUAAAAGAAUGUGAUUCAGUAAAAGGAAUAGCUUAUAUCAAUUAAAAUAAAUUAAUCUAAUGAUUUAAAUUUAGAAUUAUAGAAUAAAUUAGAAAAUCUUUAAUAGUUAAUUGUUGAUCUCAACUUAUAAUUAAAGAAUUCUUAAGAUAAUACCUUAGAUCUACAAUAAUAAAUAAAACUUUAAGAAGAUUAGAUUUACAAAUAUAAGAACAUAAUAGAAGAAAAGGAAAAGUAAUUAUAAGCAAAAAUUAAUGAAUCAAAACAGAUGGAAAUUAAUAAUAUUAAUAAAUAAUAAAGUCUUUAACAAUAAAUUGAUGAUUAGCAAGAAUAAUUAUAAAAUUCGAAGAAUAAUAUCUAAAAUCUACAAUAAUAACUUAUUAGCUAAGAAGAUUAAAUAAAAAAAUAUCACAAUUAGAUUCAAGAAAAUGAAAUUGCUUAUUAAGUCUAAAAUUAAAAUUCUAAUUCAAUUAAUUAAACUUUAAACUAAAAGUUAAUUGAUUCUGAAAACCAAAUAUUGAACAUUUAAAAGUUAAUUAAUGAUGAGUAAAAUAAAAUACAGGAACAAUAAAAAUAGUUUAAGGAAGAAAAAGAGAAAGUAGAAUUAGUUUUAGAGCAGUUAACACUAGAAAAUAAAAAGUCCACAUAAUUAGUGAAGGAGUAGGAAGUUUAGAUUAGUAUGUUAAAUGAUAUUAAAUUAGUGAAUGAGAAUUAAUUAGAUUAAGAGUAAUUAAUAAAUAAUUAAUUAAAGAAGGAUAAUUUAGAGAAAGAAUAAAAGAUUAACUAAUUAUUGAUCAUAGAAGAAGAUUAAAAAAAUUAAAUUUCUAAAUUAAAUAGUUAAAUUAAGAAUGAAUAAGAUAUUCUAAAUACUCUAAAGAUUCAACAAGAUGAGGAUGCAAAAUAUUAAAUUAAGGAAUAUGAAUAAAUUAUUAAAAACUUAUAAGUUGAAGUUAAAGAAGUGGCUAAUAUUAACAAAAAAAUUUUUGAAUAGUAAAUAGAGCUUGACAACAAUAAAAUCAAGUUAAUAGAAUCAUAGGAUAAAAUACAUAAAUAGGAAAGUCUUAUUAAAUAAUUAGAGAAAGCAGUAGAAUCAAAUUCAGAAUCAUCAUCUUUUUAGAAAGAAUAGCAUUAGGCAGAGUUAAAUUUUAAGUAGAAAUAAAUAGAAGACAAAGAUAUAGUUAUUCUUGAAUAAGAUACUUAAAUAAGAAAUCUUAAGGAGGAUUAUCAUAAUCUAUAAAAAUAAUUACAAGAAAUGAAUCAUAAAAUCUAAACCGAUUAGGCUUAUAAUGAAGAGAGUUGUAGGUUAUUUUAAACCAAAUUAGAUAAGUUGGAAUCAUAGAAUAAGGAUAAAGAAAAUAUAAUAUAGUAAUUGCAGGUGUAAAGUUAGGAGAUAACCAAGUAAUAUGAUAAGAGCUAAGAAUUGAAUGAAGAAUUAAAAUAAUAAAUAAAUGGGCAAUCUGAUUAACUAAAUCAAAAAUAAUAGUAAAUUCAGAGUUUGGAAGAUAAAAUAACAUAAUUAAGCAAUACAAAUAUAACUUAUGAACAGAAGAAUACUGAAUUUAUUUAGAAUUUCAAUAAAUAAGAAUAAUAAAUUAAUGAGUUAAAUAAUAUGGUUAAAGUUUUAACUUAAGAAAUUUCCGACAAAGAGGAUAAAUAUAAAAAUGAAAUUGUAUAGUAAAAAAAGGAAUAUUUAUCUGAUAAAUUAUCAUUAGAGAAUAGGAUCAAGGAAUCAAUGAUUGAAUGGAAUUAAAAAGUCGAGGAUUAAAGGAAACAUUACGAAAAUUAACAUUAAGAUAUGGAGAAUAAUUUGAAUCAAGAAAGAAUAUUAUCUAAGCAAUUUGAGGAGAAUAAUAAAGAAUUAUCCUUAAGAAUCCAAAACUUGGAAAUGAUUCUAGAGAAACAUAGUUAAGAUAAUGCCGACUUAUUGAGUAGUAUUGAAGAGUUAAGAAGUGAGAAUCAUAAUAAUUAAAGUGAAUUGGAGAAGAUUAAGAAAGAUAAAGAAGAAUUAGAAGUUAAAUAUUAGUAGAUGGAAUAUUAGAAGAAUGAAUCAGUGGAUUCAAACAAAAGUUUAUAAGAAAUGUUAUUUGAAUUAAAAUAGAUUAAUGAGAAGAUUGUAGAAUAAAAUAGUGCAAUUUAAAGAGAGAUGGGUGAAAUAUAAAGUAUGAAUUAAAGUUUAGAAAAGAGAUAUUCUUUAUUGAUAAAUGAGAAAUCAAGUUUAUUAGAACAAGUUCGAGAAUAAAAAUCUGCUUUGGCUGAUCAAUGUCAAUAGUAUAUUUAAUUAGAUAGUUAGUUUAAUCAAAUGCAAUAGAAUUUCAUAAGAAUUGAAUCUCAAAGCAAUAGUUUAAAAUAAAUAAAUCAGCAGUUAGAAUAAUCAUUAUAACAAUAAUAGCAGGUUAAUACAUAGAUAAUUUAGAAGCAAGAAUAAUAGUACUAGUAGCAAUUAGAUUAAUUAACUCUUUAACUUCAAGAUGGGUAGAAUUAGGUUCGAUUGCUUUAACAGAAGAAUGGAGAGCAGAGGUAAGAGAUACAGAUGAUCAGAAACGAUCAAAAAUAAUGGGAGAACAAUAAAGUAAAUGAGAUGGUUUAGAUGAAGUAAGAGAGUGAGAGACAGAUUCAGAAACUGAUGGAUUAGGUUAGUUAAGUAGAAGGGUUGAAUAAGCAAUAUUAGAAUGAAAUUUUGGAGUUGAACAAUAUUAUAAAAAAACAAUUUGAGGAGAAGGAUAAGAGUAGUGUAAAUAAUCAAGUGGUAGAACAGUUGUAAACGAAGCUGAAAUUGAGUGAGGAAUAAAUAGAGAGAUUGCUUAUGACAAAUAGGGCUUUGAUGGAAGAGAAUGCUAAUCUGCAAGAGUAGAUUAAGGAUGAUUUAAACUCUAGCUUUUGCAGCAAUGCAUCAUAAAAUUGCGCAACAAAAAAUUAAGAAAAUGAAGUUUCUCUCCCUUCUAAUCCUAGAUUACAAAGGGCUUACUAAUAAUAUUCGUAAAUCAUCGAAAUUACUCAUCCACUGAAUGUUAAUCAGAAAUACAAUAGUUACUUUACUUUGAUACCAGACCAAUUUGUUGGCACAGGGAUAAAAAAGGCAAAUUCAUAUGAAUCUCGUCUAUCUAAGGAGGAAUGGCAAUAAAAGAGAGCUGAAUUCUGGGAAUCCAGAAUAGAGGGACAGAAGGAAAACUGGGCUACGAUAAAGGCUGCAUUGGAAGCUGAUGAAGGUACUUGUUAUUGUGAGUUAGGAACUGCAAAAACUAUUUUGUAAGCUGCUGACUUAAAGCUAAUCAAGAAUAGUAUGUAAAUUGUUUUCGACAAUCAUGGAUAGAAAUACGAUUUGCCUGUUUUUGUGAUGCAUAAUCCUGUUUCUUUCCCUUAGAAACAAUCUUACGAUCAAAAUCUUUACUAAAGUUUUGACCGUAAGGUUGUUAAGUUUAAAUUGAGAAGUACCAAAUGGAACAAUGACAAGGAGGUUUCUUACAACACAGGAGACAAGGUGGAAUUACUAAUAAAAGAGUUAUAAUAAUAGGAGAAUCCAUAGAAGAUGAGAUUGUAUGCCAUAACAUGUUUGGGAAUUAUGGUGUCCAAGACAAUUCUGUUGUGCAAGCAUUUAUGUUAUGAUUAUAUAAUAAUAUAUAUAUUUAUGAAUAAAUAGAGACGUUAGAAAAUACUUCCUAUUCAACAGCUUUAGGCCAAACUUAAAUAGUUGAAGUAGAGCAUAAGAGCUAGUGAAAUCAAAUCUCUAAGAUCGUCUUGCCUUUUGACUGAAACCACUCCAAUCGACAAAUUGGAUAAAAUCAAAAAACUAAAUCCAAAUAGUAGCGUUGAUGGCAAGACCAUGUAUCUCAAACCUUCCUUCAAAACAAAGAUGAAAACUUCCAAAAGGUAUUUCUCAGUCAUUUUUAGUCCCCAAUCCAUGAAAUUAAAAACGAGUUCUAUGCUUACUUAAAAAAAAACACUACCUUCCCCUCAAAAACCCCUCAAAGAUAUCGUAAAACAUUACAUUAAGAGUAAAAUCCCGAAAAGUCGGACUCCCUCUAAGUCACCACCACAAAAGAUCAAGAAAUUGUCGAGUCCAUAAUAAAGACAAAUUAGAAGUCAAAGUAAGAAGAAGAUCAAAUAUAAAACUACAAUUGGUUCGCCUAAUAAGCUCACUAAGAAAAACAAAAAAUAGAAAAUCUAAAAUUAAUAUUAUUAACCAUAAAUAAGCAAGGUCAGCUCUAUUAGAUUGAACACUUUCUCUGUCAGUGAGGAUCCCCAUAGAAUGUUAAUGAAUCAAAUAAUUGACGAACUGCAAUAGAUGAAUGAAAAAUAAAUCAUAGAUUUACAAUAAUUUUUAAAGAAUAUCAAAUAAUAAAAAGUUGAUGAAGCAUUACAAACUAGUUUGCAUGAAAAAAUAGACAUCUAAUUGAAGCAUUAAUAAAAGGCAUUUCAUGAAAGCCUGCCUCUCAAUAUCAUCAAUGAAAUUUGCCAAUAAAGAGAGUCCACUAUCAACGUAAGAGUUAAAAUGUAAAUGGAUGCAUUUUCUACUUUAUUAGAAUAACAAAAGAUAUCACCACGAUCUUUUAAUAAAAAUGGCUAAGUCUUGGAGCAAUGGAAAUCACAGUCCACAGAUAAAUUACAUAAGUGUCAAGAAAUAUUGCAACAGAUGCAAAGUGUAACAAAUAAAAUUCAGCAAAAGACUAUUUAGGAUAUGAAACUCAUUUAAGAAUUAGAAUCAAACAAUUCAAUUUUAGAAUAAAUGUCUGCCGAUUCAAGUUAUUUAGAGUCUUAGGAUUUACACUUACAUAAUCCAAUACAAAAUUAGUAGUAGGAUUUCAAAAGGAAGGAUAUGGAUUUUGAAUUUCAAGCCACUCCAUAUAAUUUAGAAAUCUAGACAAAUGUUGGAACUGUUAAUUUAUUUGUAGAAUUACUGUGUGUUAGCAUCAUAAAUGAAGAUUUAAAUCAAUUUAUAGAGAGGAUGAAUUACCCAUAUGGUUUAUAGCCAUAUGAUAAAAUAAGGAAGAUUCAUGGAUAUAAUAUAGUCUAAGACAAAAAAUAUGAAUUUCCAAUUUAAGAUUGUGUAUUCUAAGAAAUAUAGCAAAGUAGUAAUCCGUAUGAGUAAAUUCAUAAUAAAGCUAUUUUUGACACUUUUAAUGAGAUUCUAAAUUAAUAUAGACCGUUCUAUUAUUGUGAUGGUCAACCAUAUCCUUGGGAAUUCAAUCGCAAUUUAAUAGUUACUUUGUACAAUGAGGAGAACGCGAGUGUGUUAUUGGAGAAGGCAAAGGAGAAAGUGAUCCAAUAUGCAUCGACAUUGUGUGGAUUGAUAAAUGAUGAUGAUGAGAAUAUAUAAUCGAGUUUAAAUUAUGAGGAAGUACUGCAGAGUUUGAUGAAUUCUGACUAUUUAUAGCAAUUAAGGAACGAGAGACUUUAAUUGUGCAUAAAGAACGAAUUAGAGGAGUAUCAAUAUGAAUGGAGAUAUCACGAUAAGACAGAGACACUGGUGGAGAUAACAGAUUGCAUCUUUGAAGAUUUGGUCAAUGAAUUAAUGGUUGAAUUGUAUUGA
This is a messenger RNA of Paramecium tetraurelia, 11469 nucleotides long. RefSeq lists its product as uncharacterized. The record is from RefSeq and is a predicted model, not a curated record. The transcript is spliced from 15 exons. Lineage: Eukaryota; Ciliophora; Oligohymenophorea; Peniculida; Parameciidae.